GGUAUUCAUAUGCAUUUUGAUACAAUUUGCAGGAAAUUGAAUUUACUAAAAUUCAAUUGGAAAUUAACUCAAUAACUUAUAGAUUUUGCGACAAAUGAUGACUGAAAUCGAUUAUGAUUCAGAUGGCAUCGUAUCGUUGGAAGAAUGGAAGCGCGGUGGCCUUGAAUAGAAUAAUUAAUAUGGAUAUGCUUUUUUCUUCCAGGAAAUGAACGAAGAUGGAAUUCACAUUUGGAAAUUGAGACAUUUCAGCAAGCCAACGCAUUGUAACGUUUGUAUGAAUCUCUCGAAUGUUGGGCAAACUAUGCUAAAAAGCUAAAUUGCAGUAUGCAAAUACACAGUGCAUGAAAGAUGUGUGCGCAGUGCUGCAAACAAUUGUAUUCGCACAUAUACAGCAAAUCGUCAAGGUGAAGGUCAAAUGCUGCACCACUGGAUUGAAUCAAAUGGUGGCGGAAAAUGUGCAAAAUGUCAUUGCAUGGUGUCUAACUAAAAUUUAAUAAAAAUUUAAUAUCCUAUAAUUCAGCUUCACAAAAAAUGUUUGCCUUCGUGGCCAAUAAUUUGUACUUUUGGAACACUUGCAUAUCAUAUAUUACCACCUACCAAUAUAUAUCCUGCAUUUCUGGAUCGAAAACAUUUUUUUUAUCAUUUUCAUAUAAUUUUCGAUUGCUUAAAGGCAGUCCAACCAGUCGGCAACAGAAAGCCUUUGUUGGUAUUAAUUAAUCCUAAAAGUGGUGGAAAACAAGGUGAAAAAAUUUAUCGGAAAUUCCAAUAUUUACUCAAUCCUCCUUAAUUUUACUAUUUUUGCAUUUCCAUAAGAUAUUUUAGACUUCGGUUAUUUGCAACAUUGGAGGACUACAAUGUUUUGGUUUGCAAAUUUUAUGAACUGUGAAGUUACAAAAUGAUUUAUUAAGAUAAAAUGGAUUAUAAGCAGAAUCGGCCAGCAGUUGCCCUUUUACCACUGGGCACUGGAAACGACUUGGCUCGUUGCUUGGGAUGGGGCGGUGGGUAUGAAAAUGAAGCGCUUCAUAAAAUAUUACAACGCAUCCAAAACACAAAACAUAAAAAACACAUUCAAAAAGAUUUAAUUUAGAUUUAUAUGGAUCGGUGGCAAAUAAAUAUUGAACAAAUAAUGCGAACAUCACAAGGAGAUUAUCAAUAUGACUGUCAUCUCAUUGAUUAUACUAUUAUUGUUCAGGAUGCUUCUAUAGCGCAUAGAUUUCACAUAAUGCGCGAGAAAUAUCCAGAGAAGUUCAAUAGUCGGAUGCGAAAUAAAGCUAACCAAUUCCUAACUAAAGAAAUAACGUAAUUCACAGACAUAGUUAUUCAGUGUGAUGGUGAAUAUAUUGAUCUCGGUGGGGGUCCAACUUUGGAAGGCAUAGCGCUAUUAAAUAUUGGAUCGAUGUAUGGUGGAAGCAAUUUAUGGGGUACAAGCAAGAAACGAUCUUCAUCAUGGCAUCUACCUCUUAUUUUUCCACAGCCUUUCAGCAGCAAUAUCCAUAACUGUAGGAAUAUUUAGGACAUUGGCGAUCGUUUAAUAGAAGUCGUCGGUUUGGAAUCAGCCAUGCAAGUGGGCAAAAUUAAAGCUGGAGUUCGAGGCGACAGAAGUAAAAGUGAUUUUAAAAUAAAGUCCCAUUUUAGAACGCAUAAGUCAUUUCCGAUGCAAAUUGAUGGUGAACCAUGGAUGCAACCACCUUGUAUCAUCCAAAUAACGCA
Molecule: messenger RNA, 1710 nt
Organism: Dracunculus medinensis (Guinea worm)
Lineage: Eukaryota; Metazoa; Nematoda; Chromadorea; Rhabditida; Dracunculidae
Source: the annotation of a GenBank genome assembly